AUGGGCCAAAAACUUCUAUUUGCAUCUUACUUGCCCAAAGACAAAGAGGCUCGAGAUAUGCUUUUGAGGCACUUAAACGCCAUAGCGAACAAUGCUUUGGCGAAAGAGCCUGGAGUGCUGAAGCGCAUCAUUACAACAUCAAAAGAAGAAUCCACAGACCCUGCCGUAUAUGUUUUUGAAGAGUACGCCGACGAAGCCGCGUUGCAAACCCACAACCAAGAGGAUGCUGUCAAAGAAAUGAUCAAUUGGCUGAGGCCUGGAGUCUUGAACAGUGCUCCGACCAUUCACCGACUCGAACCAUUAGAAGGGUGCAACAAUUUUACAAGGCCUGAAGUCGCAAAUCACGCAGACUCCUUCAUAGUGUUUUCCGAAGUCGAGUACAAGCCGGAUACGGCAUCGAAGACACACGCAUACUGGGAAGACAUCGUCAACACUUCCAGGGCUGAAAGGCCAGGUACACUCAUUUAUGGUGUAUGGAAGGACAUCAAUCAACCCAACAAGCUAUUCAUAUUUCACGCCUAUGAGAGCAUGGACUAUCUGAUGAAAGUCCAUGUCCCGAGCAAGCCAGUUCAAGCGAUGCUUGAGAAUGAAAAAGACCUCAGGAUCGGCCUCCGUCCUUGGAUGCUUCAAAUGAGAGGGGGUUAUUUGUACAAAGACCUCAAAUAA
This is a messenger RNA of Trichoderma breve, 666 nucleotides long. RefSeq lists its product as uncharacterized. Lineage: Eukaryota; Fungi; Ascomycota; Sordariomycetes; Hypocreales; Hypocreaceae. The record is from RefSeq and is a predicted model, not a curated record. Bases 1 to 666 code for a protein of 221 amino acids. The transcript is spliced from 3 exons.